This is a messenger RNA of Cheilinus undulatus (humphead wrasse), 1390 nucleotides long. It is a transcript of the gene armc1l, whose product is annotated as armadillo repeat containing 1, like. Gene Ontology annotation, molecular function: protein binding; metal ion binding. The record is from RefSeq and is a predicted model, not a curated record. The coding region runs from base 146 to 961 and encodes 271 amino acids. NCBI's taxonomy places the organism in Eukaryota, Metazoa, Chordata, Actinopteri, Labriformes, Labridae. The transcript is spliced from 7 exons.
GCAAACCCCCGUAUGAUUGGAUAGAAGGCUGCGAGGAGCCAAUAGCGUGCGACUACGUCAUGACUUGACGACGAUUGCACCAAAUUUGUAUUUUCGUGCACGAGCAGCUUCUUGUACUAGUUUUAGAUCUGUUUAAGCAGCAACCAUGAUGGAUGCACUGUCAGUUGUGACUCAGCUUCGGGACCUGGCUUCAGAACCGCAGAACCGUGCGGUGAUAGUCCAGGAUCAGGGCUGUCUCCCCGGUCUGGUUCUCUUCCUGGACCACCAGAACCCAGACGUGCUACUUGCAACUCUUCAGACUCUGCGCUACUUGGCUGAGCUGUCCCCCAAUAUCACCACCAUGAAGAAUGAACUGGGUAUGAUGGUGAGCUUGGAGAACCUAAUUGGGAGGGAGGGUCUUUCAGUUGACAUCACAGCCUUGGCACAGGAAGUGUUUGACAUUCUGAGUUCACCUCCUGCUUCUGUGCCACGCACACCCGAGAGAGCAAAGAGAAAGAAACCCCAGUUCUUCAUCAACUCCUCUAACAAGAAAGCCAAGUCUGUGACUCUGCACAUCCAGGGGCUGGACAGCUCUGACCACAGGGGUUUGUGCGAGGAGGCUCUUCUGAAGGUCAGAGGUGUGAUCAGUUUCACCUUUCAGAUGGCCUCUAAGAGAUGUACCGUCCGCAUCCGAUCAGACCUGCCUACGGAGAGUCUGGCAUCUGCCAUUGCUGACACUAAGGUGUUGUCAGCUCAACAGGUGGUGAAGAAUGAGGCUGGAGAAGAGGUUUUUAUCCCUCUGAACCCAAAUGGAGCAAAAGUGCAACAGAACUCAGCCCUCCCAGACUACCUCCCAGAGGAGGAGGACAGUCCAGAGAGGGAAGUAGACCGAGCUAUUUCCCGAACCACAGCAAAGGAAGAUUCUAAUGGAAGCUGGCUCAAUGCUGCAGCCAGUUUUCUAACCAAAACUUUCUACUGGUGAAACUUUAAACUGUCCUAUUCCUUAGGAAAAACAUUUGGUCAAAAGACUUCUGUGGCUGAUUGUUACUAAAGCGGACAUUACUGGAAGUUGGACAUCCUGGUUGUGUGUACAUGGUGUGAAUGCCAUCAACUCACAUUACCAUGUGACAAAAACCCUCAUUCUCAACAUGUGUUAUCACAGCCUGUUUUACCUCUCUUCUUCGUAAAUACUGAAAAACACUUGAAAAAAUGUUUUUGGUCUUGGCUGACGCUGUUCAAUCCAUUACUCUUACUGAAUGUAAAUAUGUUCUGUCUGACUUUAAAAACUAACACAAUUCUCUGUACUUGUAAAAAACAAAAAAAGGUUUCUACUUUUGAAGGUGAUGGAAAACAUUUUCUCAUAUCCUACUUUGUUUCAGGGAGUUUAUUUUAAAUAAACCCACAAAAUGUU